GAAGGGGCGCCAAACCAUCUUCCCCCCGUCGCGUCGGUGCUCCAAGGCUCCAAGCUCAAGAUUCAACCCGACACUGGGCCCGCGGCGCAACGCAAAGGCCCCCCCUAAAAACCAAUACUACUUGAAAAGAACGAAAGGGAGAGCGCCACAACCCGAUGCUCAUUUUAGAAUCAGUAUUCAAUAGCACCAGUUUCGCACGACAACUGUGCAACUUCUUCGACUCCUCCACCGCCGACAUGCAUCUCCCCAGCAGCGCCCCGACGGCUUCGUCAAUGUCCUCGCCCGAGCCCAUUCACGCGACGCCCCCGACUUCGAGUCCCAUUCCUGCUAUGCCCUCCCCCGCCAAACGCAAAAGAAGACUUCGUGUCUUUCGGCCAGACAAAGGCUCCCUCUACGACAAGAUGUGGGAUCAUGCUGGACUCUCCCUUUUCGUUCGUCCCAUCUGCUGGACCGAGCUGCACGUACAACUCCUCGACGCCAAGUUCGUUGAGCUCCCUCCGUGCGACACGCCAGUUCCUCCUCCAUCACCGCGCGGGGCCCCUGUCUCCCCGUCGAGAUGUCACAUGAAGCCAUCAGUCGCGGCCUCGACACUAAGUAGAGAACUUACGGCCAUGCUCGCGCCGGGAUCCACGAGGACCUUCUACACAAACUCCGUCCGCACAAUCAUGUCUACCCUCUAUCCGGGGAAGCUGUCGCGCACCCGAACACAGCUUGAUUUGCACCUCUACUUUGGCGGUCUAGUGUAUCGCGAUGCAUGCCGCGUACAGGUUGCCUGGGAUGCGAUGCCCUCGCGCAGCGGCUCGAUCGCCUCCUUUCAAUCCGCAUCAACCCGCCCGGCCGAAUCCUUUACUAUUGUGCCGACGGGUUCCAACGGUAGCGCAAGCAACAUGAGCAGCGAACAAACGGCCUACGCUCAGUCGCAGCCCGUCCUCGCCUAUGUUGGCAAGAUGCAGAUCGCGGCGACACGGAAGAACAUGUACCGCGUUAUUCAAGGACCCAACAGAUCGUACAACGGACCGGUCGAACGUCUACAACAACUACGCUCCAAAAUGUUCGUUCCCAGCAACCCGACGCAUGACCCGUUGCUCGUGGGCAUCUUGUUGGCCAUGGCGCAAAGAAGGUUCCACGGCGAGCCACAGCCGUCAGCGAAUAAGUGGGUUUCCUCGCGACCCAUGCCUACUGGGCUAGGAGAGCCUGAGUUUCACGAUGUGACGGUGCAACUGCUCACAAACGACAACGAGACAUCCGAAUUCAUCGUUUACAAGGCCACGGUCACAGCAGAUCUGCUCCGCAAGUUCCACGAGCCAACCAAGAAUCCCCGCGUAGGGGCCGAGAGGACACUAGCUGAGAGAAUCGGAGAGGUUGCGGAUGCGGGUGGCAUGCGCAUCGAAUACACAAGAGUGCCUGUCUGGCCGAUUCUCGGACUCAAGGAAAGACUGGGCAAGGCGCUCGGCAAGGAGGUUGUGGGAGAGUUCGAUGAGGACAACAUCGAGACAUGGGAAGAGGAAGCGGAGCGAAACCCCGACAAGCUCAAAAGAAGAAGAGAUCGUGAGGCUCUCGUCGAAGUGUUUAAUGGCAGCUUCGAGGAAGAAGCUCAAGCCGACGGUAUGCCUCUCAGUGGGAAACGAAGAUGUUUAGUUGACGAGGAAAGCGGGCAGGUGGGCAUGGUCGUCUGAUGGAAGUUCAUUGCCCUUGAUCAUUGCAUAACGAAGCCACGAGGCGUUAUUGAGAGAAGCAUUCAUCGCAUUUCUCCG
Molecule: messenger RNA, 1754 nt
Organism: Colletotrichum phormii
Lineage: Eukaryota; Fungi; Ascomycota; Sordariomycetes; Glomerellales; Glomerellaceae
Exons: 2
Coding region: 156-1676 (506 amino acids)
Source: RefSeq, a predicted model, not a curated record